Molecule: messenger RNA, 424 nt
Organism: Megalops cyprinoides (Indo-Pacific tarpon)
Lineage: Eukaryota; Metazoa; Chordata; Actinopteri; Elopiformes; Megalopidae
Gene: atp5mk
Product: ATP synthase membrane subunit DAPIT
Exons: 4
Coding region: 131-307 (58 amino acids)
Source: RefSeq, a predicted model, not a curated record
AAUUAAAAAUAUUUCUGAGGCAUAAUAUUCCUCUUUUGCACGUCAACAGAUGGGUUGUAACCGGUCGGUCUUUGAAUAGCAAACUAGCAACUAUUUUAGCUUGCUAGCAACUCUUAACACAAGAUAAAACAUGGCAGGGCACGACGCUGGAACUCAACACCAGUUCACUGGCCUGGCGAAGUACUUCAAUGCGUACACCAUUACAGGAAGGAGGAAUUGUGUGCUGGCUACCUAUGCAGGGAUUGCUGCAAUUGUCCUUAUAUUUAAGUUGAAGCCAAAGAAAGAGAAGCAGGUUACAGCAAGUUAAAUAGUGGGAUUCCUGGCUGUGCUCUGUUGUAUAGAGCGAUGAGUAGUUUGCUAGAUGUCUUUUUAUGAAGAUGCCAACACUUGAACAUUGUGGUUAUGCCAUGUUAAAUAAAGACAA